Messenger RNA from Rhodamnia argentea, 2034 nucleotides. RefSeq names its product disease resistance protein Roq1-like. Bases 230 to 1564 code for a protein of 444 amino acids. The record is from RefSeq and is a predicted model, not a curated record. Lineage: Eukaryota; Viridiplantae; Streptophyta; Magnoliopsida; Myrtales; Myrtaceae. Gene Ontology annotation, biological process: defense response. The transcript is spliced from 2 exons. Gene Ontology annotation, molecular function: ADP binding.
GACCCGAUGGCCGAUGGAUCAUGAUCCGAAGCCCAUGCCUGUUCAGGAUGAAGUUUCAGGAUGAGGUUCGAACUGAGAACCGGAAAGUUUUGGAAAUUUUGAAAUAGAGCCCCAACUUCUUCUCUCUUCUCUUGUCAGAGAUGAAGCAGCUUUAGUGAGAGACGUUGUACGGCAUAUCUCGGAACGUCUGGAACGGAUACCCUUGAAUGUUGACGAGGAUACAGUUGACAUGAAGUCCCAAGUGCAAAACGUGGAAUCAAUUUUGGACAUGAGGUCUGGGGAUGAAGUUCAAGAUAGAGGUCUCAUGGUUGGGUUAUGGGGGAUGGGAUGCCUGGGGAAAACAACGUUAGCCAAACUCAUUUACAACCGUAUUUUCACGAAAUUUCAAGAUGCCGCUUUUAUCGAAAUUGGGAGUGAUUCCAUUAAAAAUUUGCAAAUAACAAUGCUACGUGCAUUAACACAUGCAAAAUUAAGAGUGAUCAAUCGUCAUGGAGGAAUUGCUUCCAUGAAAGAAAGGCUUAAAUGCAAAAAAAUCCUCCUUAUUCUUGACGGCGCGGAAGAUAUACGCCAUAUAGAUGGUUUAAUUGGAAAGGGGAGCGAUUAUCUUAAGAAUGGAAGUAGGAUAAUCGUUACAACACGGAAUAAGAGAGUGCUCCGCACGCGCGGCGCAACUAUCUAUGAAGUUAAGGCUCUGGAAGAUCAUGCGGCUCGUCAACUUCUUCGCGCAUAUGCUUCUAAAAACGGAGAGGAAGGGAUAAGCAAAGAACUUGUGGAAAGGGCUCUGCAAUGCACUGGACGGGUUCCUUCAGCGCUGCGGGUGUUGGGUUCUGGAUUCUGUGGUCAGAAUAAGAAUAAGAAUGAUGGAGGUCGUGGCAUUGAACUGAAAAUAUUCGAAAGUUGGUCUGACCCAACCAUCCAUAAAGAGCUUGUAAAAAGCUUCGAUGGAUUGAAGGAUGCUACUAUGGAAGGCAUUUUUCUAGACAUUGCUUGCUUCUUCAACGGGUGGAAUAGGAAAUACGUUGAAGGUUUUCUUGGCAUUCGUCAUGUUAAACGGAGUGACGCCGACAGUUAUGAUGUCGUGGCUCAUAUAGCGAAUGACCAUGUAACUGCUCUCGUUGAAAGAUCCUUGAUAACGGAUGAUAAUGGAACCCUACAAGUGCAUCCCUUGAUUAAGUUGAUGGGUCAGAAAGUUGCAGACGGAGAGGUUCCUCUUAAUCUCAAGAAACGUAGCAGAUUAUGGUGCUGGGAUGACGUCGCCAAGGCACUAUCAGAUGACGAGGGGGAAUAUGACGUAGAAGCCAUAGUGUGUGCCCCAGAAGAGACAAAAGAGCUGAAAUAUAUUGAUUCUAGUGCUUUUAAAAGGUUGAAAAAGUUGAGCUUCCUCAUAAUGAUCAAUGUCCAGGUCAAGACUUUUCCAGAUUGCAUCGAUCUCCCUCGACAGCUAAGAUGGUUUGAAUGGCCGGAGUUUCCUGCCUCCCGGCUAAAAUUUUCCCCUACUCCAUGGAACCCGGCAGUUCUCGCCGUUCGCAAAAGCCUGUCAUCAAGAAACCAGGGGGAACCAUGAUUGAAGGGGCGGAUGGCUUUUGGCUGCAUUCCAAGGAAACUUGGGCUAGAACAGUGAACCCCAAUUCCUAACGCAAUGAAGACAAACCUCGUUCAACGGAGUCCUACUACUUGUCAUGAUUUUGUCUAAGGAGAAGAGAAGAUGAAGUUGAGAUUCUGUUGUUUCUUCUGCAAUUUCAGGCGCGCAUGCUGUUCAUGGAGCAAGGCUAGCCCUUUUAUGAGCGGUGACUUCGACAGCACAUGAGCGUUUGAAGUGAGUCCGAGAGAUUCUCCAGACAAAAGAGAAUAGUUUCCGUCCGGGCAAAGAGAGGGAGAUAAAAUCAGCUGUUGCGUUCACCUGAGCAUUUUGUAUGAGGUGAGAGACUGAGAGUGAAUGAUUUGUAACAGGUCGGUGAGGUCUUACAGUAUUCACGAAUGGGGCGUAGAGUAGUUGUACAAGACACUAUUUUACUCUAGUGUUAUACCAUAUUG